UGUGAGGUGAAGGCACGCGCCGCGAAAUCGUGCGAGCGCGCGCCCCGAUCACCGGUAAAAGACGAUGCGGCUGUGUGCGCGCACACCCUCCCCGGACUCGGUGUCUCUGCAGAGCGGACAGCUCCCCGCUCAGUCCUCCUCCGCCGUUGACAACCUAGUAAAAACGCCACGUUUCCGCGCGGCUGUCGAUGCCACAGCCGCGGGGCGAGGAGGCCUGUAAGCUCCACCGCAGUCCGAGCUCCAAUCCGAGACGCAGCACUGCGGUUUGUCCGCUUUGGCCAUGGCGCAGCGGAGGAGGCUCAGAUGAAGGACGCCCUGCGCAUCGGCUAAAAAGCUGGAGGAACUUUCCUACUGCUGAAUUCCUCUGAACACAGAUGUGACACUCCUUUAGAACAGGAAAAUUCUCGACUAGCUACAGAGACUAAACCGACCAGGCCCCACUGGAGGUCCCUAAACCUCCCUUUGGGCACCACCGGACAGAGGGGGCGGUGUAAACAUUGGUAGGAGCAGCAGAAGCCAUGGCAGACGCUGCGGAGUGCGGGGUGAGAGUGAUGUGCCGCUUCAGGCCCCUGAACGAGGCCGAAAUUACCCGAGGAGACAAAUACAUCCCCAAGUUCAAAGAGGACGACACCGUGGUCAUAACGGGCAAACCGUACGUGUUCGACCGCGUGCUGCCUCCCAACACGACGCAGGAGCAAGUGUACGACCAGUGUGCCAAGCAGAUAGUGAAAGAUGUGCUGGGCGGCUACAAUGGGACCAUCUUCGCCUACGGGCAGACGUCCUCCGGGAAGACCCACACCAUGGAGGGCAAACUGCAUGACCCGCAGCUGAUGGGAAUCAUCCCUCGCAUCGCCCGCGACAUCUUCGACCACAUCUACUCGAUGGACGAGAACCUCGAGUUCCACAUCAAGGUCUCUUAUUUUGAAAUCUACUUGGACAAGAUCCGAGACCUGCUGGACGUGUCAAAGACGAACCUCUCCGUCCACGAAGACAAGAACAGAGUGCCCUAUGUGAAGGGCUGCACUGAGCGUUUUGUGUCCAGUCCAGAGGAGGUCAUGGACGUCAUCGAUGAGGGCAAAUCCAAUCGGCAUGUAGCAGUGACCAACAUGAACGAGCACAGCUCUCGCAGCCACAGCAUCUUCCUCAUCAACAUAAAGCAGGAAAACGUAGAGACGGAGAAGAAGCUGUCUGGGAAGCUCUACCUGGUCGACCUGGCUGGCAGCGAGAAGGUGAGCAAGACGGGAGCUGAGGGGGCGGUGCUGGACGAGGCAAAGAACAUCAACAAAUCUCUCUCAGCGCUGGGAAACGUCAUCUCAGCUCUGGCUGAGGGCACCAAAACCCACGUGCCGUACAGAGACAGUAAGAUGACUCGGAUCCUGCAGGACUCUUUGGGAGGGAACUGUCGCACCACCAUCAUCAUCUGCUGCUCACCGUCCAUCUACAACGAGGCCGAGACCAAGUCCACGCUCAUGUUUGGACAGAGAGCGAAGACCAUCAAGAACACAGUGUCUGUGAACCUGGAGCUGACGGCCGAGGAGUGGAAGAAGAAAUACGAGAAGGAGAAGGAGAAGAACAAGAACCUGAAGAGCAUCAUCCAGAGGCUGGAGGCUGAACUCAACCGCUGGAGAAACGGGGAGAACGUUCCUGAGGAGGAGCAGCAGAGCUCUAAAGAUCAGAGGAGCGGCGAGCCGUACGACAACACUCCCAUCAUCGACAACCUGCUGCCAGCCGGAGGAGGUGUCUCCGUCUCCGGUGACGAGAGGAGGAAGUACGAGGAGGACGUAAGGAACCUGUACAAACAGCUGGAUGACAAGGAUGACGAAAUUAACCAACACAGUCAGCUGGCGGAGAAACUCAAGGAGCAGAUGAUGGAUCAAGAAGAGCUGCUGGCGUCAACACGACGCGACUAUGACAAGAUCCAGGAGGAGCUGUGCCGGCUGCAGACGGAGAACGAGCUAGCCAAGGAGGAGGUGAAGGAGGUGCUUCAGGCCCUGGAGGAGCUGGCAGUUAACUACGACCAGAAGAGCCAAGAGGUGGAGGAGCGAAACCAAGCCAACGCGCAGCUGACCGAGAAGCUGCAGCACAAGACGGCGCUGCUGUCGGUGCUUGAGAGGGAGGUGAGUCAGCUGCAGGAGCUAAACGGCCUGCAGAGAAAGCGUGCUGCCGAGGUCCUCAACCUUCUGCUGAGAGACCUCAGUGACAUCGGCGCCAUCAUCGGCACCAGCGAUGUCAAGACGGCUGCGUGCUCAGAGAUGAAGGGGAACGGCUCGGCGCUGGAGGAGGACUUUACCGUUGCUCGCCUCUACAUCAGCAAGAUGAAGUCCGAGGUCAAGUCUUUGGUCAACCGCAGCAAGCAGCUGGAGAGCGCCCAGGCCGACGCCCACCGCAAGAUUCAGGCGAACGAGAAGGAGCUGGCGUCCUGUCAGCUGCUCAUCUCCCAGCAUCAGGCCAAGAUAAAGUCUCUGACCGACUACAUGCAGAACAUGGAGCAGAAGAAAAGGCAGCUGGAGGAGAGUCAGGACGCUCUCACCGAAGAGCUCGCCAAACUGCACGCUCAAGAGAAAAUGCACGAGGAAAAGGAGAAGGAGGACAUCGGCAGAGCGGGCGGAGACGAUGACAUCAAGAAAACGCUGGAGGAGCAGCUGGAGAACCACAGGGAGGCUCAUCAGAAGCAGCUCAGCCGCCUGCGGGAUGAGAUCGAAGACAAACAGAGGAUGCUGGACGAGCUCAGAGAUCUAAAUCAGGGGCUGUUACUGGAGCAGGAGCGACUCAUGUCGGAUUACUACAAACUGCAGGCGGAGGAGCAGGAGAAGAAUGCAAAGCUGGAGAGGCUCGUGCUGCUGAAUGAACAAAGGGAGCAGGCCCGAGAGGACCUGAAGGGUCUGGAGGAGACUGUGGCCAAAGAGCUGCAAACUCUGCACAACCUGCGCAAACUCUUCGUCCAGGACCUCACUGCACGGGUUAAGAAGAGUGCAGAGCUUGACUGUGAGGAGGGACUCAGCAACAUUGCACAGAAACAGAAAAUCUCAUUCUUGGAGAACAAUUUGGAGCAGCUGACUAAGGUCCACAAACAGCUGGUCCGGGACAACGCAGACCUUCGCUGCGAACUGCCCAAGCUGGAGAAGCGUCUGCGAGCCACGGCCGAGCGAGUCAAAGCGCUGGAGAACGCCUUGAAGGAGGCCAAGGAGAACGCCAUGAGGGACCGCAAGCGCUACCAGCAGGAGGUGGACCGCAUCAAAGAGGCUGUGCGGGCCAAGAACAUGGCCAGGAGGGGAUACUCUGCACAGAUCGCAAAGCCUAUCCGGCCCGGACAUCAUCCACUGUCCUCCCCGAUCUGCAGCUCCAUCAGAGCCGGAGGUGUUGAUAUUCAUAACAACUGAACCCACAACAGCAACAUAAUCCUACGACCAUAAACAACUCAGUGCAUGCUCACCACCCCACCUGGAUCCACAAGCAACGCCCCUCCUCUUGGAGCACCAAUGGGAGGCCUUCACGACAGACUGUCAUCGCUCGGAGAAGCACCAUCCAAACAUUGUGUAAAUACUGAUGAGACAUAUUUAAUUUGCUGAAUGUAGAUCUCAGAGGCCUCGUUUAUAACACAUUCGCUGUUAUAAGUUUAGUUUUCUGGAUCUUCUGAUGGUAGAUUGUCGUUAUUAUGCAACAGAUUAAAAGCUCGAAGUUUAUAAGUGAGGCCCUGUAUUAGAAAUGAAAAUGAAGCUUAAGUUUUAGGUUUGCGCAGCUUUACAGGAGAAGGCAAACGUGUCCGUUUUUAGAUAAGUAUUGUUUAACGUUUUAGGAAACAACUUGCUUUUUUCCUUUUUUUCUCAGUCGUCAUGAUGACAGAAGUGACACCACUCGAGUGUAUCUGAUCAAUAUGAAGCUACAGCCAACAGACGGUUAGCUUAGGUUAGCAUAAAAACCAGGGAAUGGCAAUCACAGAGAUCUUUGGUCCUGUACCCUAUAUACCUCUUUGCAAACAGCCACUUAUCAUUAGGUUGGUGGAAAUACACAUUUUUCCCUUGUGAUCCAGUGGUUGCCAGAUGAUUGCUGACUGGUCUCUAGGCCUAUGUGGCUGACGCUACAGCAGCAUCCCUCCAAAAUGGCAGUCACA
Molecule: messenger RNA, 4111 nt
Organism: Pundamilia nyererei
Lineage: Eukaryota; Metazoa; Chordata; Actinopteri; Cichliformes; Cichlidae
Product: kinesin heavy chain isoform 5C
Exons: 26
Coding region: 519-3380 (953 amino acids)
Biological process (GO): microtubule-based movement
Molecular function (GO): ATP binding; microtubule motor activity; microtubule binding
Source: RefSeq, a predicted model, not a curated record